UUCAAGGUUGUUUUGGCUAUUUGGAGCACCUUGCAAUUCCACAAGAAUUUGGGGAUUGGCUUUUUCAUUUCUUUUAACAACAACAAAAAAAAAGCUUUUGGAAUUUUGGAUCUGUGUGGGGGAUUGUGUUGGAUCUGUAAGCUGAUAUUUCAUCCAAGCAAUAUUAAUUUUCUAAUCCAUGAACAGAGGAUGUCUUUUCAUUUGCUUAUGUCUGAUUUUUCUUAGCAGUGUUUUAUAUUUUCUAGUUUACAGUCCUUUCACCUCCCUGGUAAAGUUUCUUCCUAGAUAUGUUAUUCUUUUUGAUGCUGUUGUAAGUGGAAUUUUUUGUUUGUUUGUUUCUGGAUUGUCCAUUGUGGUGUAUGGAAACAUAACUGAUUGUGUGUUGAUCUUGUAUUGUGCAACUUUGCUGAAUUUCUGUAUUAGCUGUAGUAACCUUCGUUUAUAAUCUCUGGGAUUUUCUAUAUAUAGGACUAUGUCAUCUGUGGUUAGUGAUAGUCUAACAUCUUCCUUUCCAAUUUGGAUGCCUUUUUCUUCUCCUUAACUGAUUGCCCUGCAUAGGAUUUCCAGUGCAGUGUUGAAUGGCAGUGGUGAAGGGGCAUCCUUGUUCUGCUCCUGAUCUCGGGGAAAGCUUCCAGUCUUUUCUAUUGAGCAAGUUCCUUGAUACUCCUUGUGUUCCCAGUGGUUUUAUCAUGUGGAUUUUGUCAAUGCCUUUUCUGUAUCAGUUAAGAUGAUCACGUGGUUUCUCUCCUUCAGUCUAUCUGUCAGUGUGGUGUUUUACACUGGUUGGUCUCAUGUUGAACCGGCCCUGAGCGUGUAUUCCGGUUGUCACAGCAGCAUCUGUGUGCUUUUGAAAAACAGAGGAACCUCCCUGUGGGCUUUCAUAUGAUCCAUGAAACCCACGUGAGCAAUCUCAUGCCUGCAGUUAAACACACACCAGAGCAGGCCAGGAGUCCUUGGCCCUCCAGCGGCAUUUCCCAAAGGAGAUGAUACUGAAAGGUACAGAAUUUAGACUGUUGUAGAGGUUAAGGAAUAAAAGACAUUCGUGGCGUGUACAGGUGGAGCUCCGUGGAAAGGUGACUGCAGCAUCUGGUUUAUGGUUUAAAUGGCAUAAGUGAAAAACAAACCUGUUGGUUUGCUGUAAAUACUGACUGCAGUUAAAUCCUAUGGUCCCUCUGGAGAACAACUUCUCCCAGCCAGAGACGGGCAGGAGCUCAUCUUGCACAAGUCGAAGCCAGAUUUUGAGAAUCGUGAAUCAUUUUAAGAAACAAGCGGACGAGCGGACUUGGCGUUAACAUUUUAAAAAUAACUCUCCCUCAAGAGCCUGUGCUGUGCUGCUGCGCUGGAACCUCCGGCUUCCUCUCACUGAACAGAAUGGACGGCUUCGGGCCUGCGCAGAACUUCUCAGAGAAUUGCUCUUCACCACCAGGAGUGUUCCUUGAGAAGGACUAUGAGAUUUACCGGGAUUACAGUGCGGACGGCCAGCUUCUUCACUACAGGACCUCCUCGCUGCGGUGGAACUCGGGCGCCAAAGAGCGCAUGCUCAUCAAGGUCGCUGAUCGGGAGCCCAGCUUCCUCGCCGCCCAGGGCAAUGGCUACGCCCCAGACGGCCCACCUGGGGUCCGCUCCCGCAGACCCUCCGGCAGCCAGCACUCACCCAGCCUGCAGACCUUCGCCCCGGAGGCUGACGGCACCAUCUUCUUCCCAGAGAGGAGGCCGUCACCCUUCCUGAAGAGGGCCGAGCUCCCAGGGAGCAGCUCCCCGCUGCUGGCCCAGCCCCGAAAGCCCUCCGGGGACUCGCAGCCCUCCUCCCCGCGCUAUGGCUAUGAACCCCCGCUCUACGAGGAGCCCCCAGUGGAGUACCAGGCCCCCAUCUACGAUGAGCCCCCCAUGGACGUGCAAUUCGAGGCUGGCGGGGGCUACCAGGCCGGCUCUCCCCAGCGGUCGCCGGGCCGUAAGCCCCGGCCGUUCCUCCAGCCCAACAAGCAGGGCCCCCCCUCGCCCUGCCAGCAGCUGGUGCUCACCAAGCAGAAGUGUCCCGAGCGCUUCCUGAGCCUGGAGUACAGUCCCGCCGGCAAGGAGUACGUGCGGCAGCUGGUCUACGUGGAGCAGGCGGGCUCCAGCCCCAAGCUGCGCGCCGGCCCGCGGCACAAGUACGCGCCCAACCCCGGCGGUGGUUCGUACUCCUUGCAGCCCAGCCCCUGCCUGCUGAGGGACCAGCGCCUGGGCGUCAAGUCCGGAGACUACAGCACCAUGGAGGGACCUGAGCUGCGGCACAGCCAGCCGCCCACGCCGCUGCCACAGGCCCAGGAGGAUGCCAUGUCCUGGUCCAGCCAGCAGGACACCCUGUCCUCCACAGGCUACUCCCCGGGCACGCGCAAGCGGAAGAGCAGAAAGCCCUCUUUGUGCCAAGCCACCAGCGCCACCCCCACUGAGGGCCCCGGGGACCUGCUUGUGGAGCAGCCCCUGGCCGAGGAACAGCCCCCGUGCGGGACCAGCCUCGCCCCCGUGAAGCGAGCGGAAGGUGAGGCCGAAGGGGCGCGGGGCGCGGCCGAGCCCUUCCUGGCGCAGGCUCGGCUGGCCUGGGAGGCGCAGCAGGCCCACUUCCACAUGAAGCAGAGGAGCAGCUGGGACUCCCAGCAGGACGGCUCUGGCUACGAGAGCGACGGCGCCCUGCCACUGCCCAUGCCCGGGCCGGUGGUGCGGGCCUUCAGCGAGGACGAGGCGCUGGCCCAGCAGGAGAACAGGCACUGGAGGAGGGGCACCUUCGAGAAGCUAGGCUUCCCCCAGAUCCUGCUGGAGAAGAGCGUCUCCGUGCAGACCAACCUGGCCUCACCAGAGCCCUACCUCCACCCCUCACAGUCUGAGGACCUCGCUGCCUGUGCCCAGUUCGAGAGCAGCCGGCAGAGCCGCAGCGGCGUUCCCAGCUCCAGCUGCGUCUUCCCCACUUUCACGCUGCGCAAGCCCUCCUCGGAGACGGACAUCGAGAACUGGGCCUCCAAGCACUUCAACAAGCACACGCAGGGCCUCUUCCGGCGGAAGGUGUCCAUCGCCAACAUGCUGGCCUGGAGCAGCGAGUCCAUCAAGAAGCCCAUGAUCGUGACAAGCGACCGGCACGUGAAGAAGGAGGCCUGCGAGCUCUUCAAGCUGAUCCAGAUGUACAUGGGUGACCGGCGGGCCAAGGCCGACCCACUGCACGUGGCCCUGGAGGUGGCCACCAAGGGCUGGAGCGUGCAGGGCCUGCGGGACGAGCUCUACAUCCAGCUGUGCCGGCAGACCACCGAGAACUUCCGCCUGGAGAGCCUGGCCCGCGGCUGGGAGCUCAUGGCCAUCUGCCUGGCCUUUUUCCCGCCCACCCCCAAGUUCCACUCCUACCUGGAAGGCUACAUCUACCGGCACAUGGACCCCGUCAAUGACACUAAAGUGACACAGCACAUAAAAGAGCUCCUGGAAAGAAACACUAAGAAGAAGUCCAAAUUGAGAAAGAAACCCAAGCCUUAUGUUGAAGAGCCGGAUGGGGUGGCGAUAAGCACGUAUGCCAAGUACUGUUACCACAAGCUACAGAAGGCAGCCCUGACCGGGGCCAAGAAGGGGCUGAAGAAGCCCAACGUGGAGGAGAUCCGGCAUGCCAAGAACGCCGUGUUCAGCCCGUCCAUGUUCGGCAGCGCACUGCAGGAGGUCAUGGGCAUGCAGAGAGAGCGCUACCCCGAGCGCCAGCUGCCCUGGGUGCAGACACGGCUCUCUGAGGAGGUGCUGGCGCUCAACGGUGACCAGACAGAGGGCAUCUUCAGGGUCCCUGGGGACAUUGACGAGGUGAAUGCCCUGAAGCUGCAGGUGGACCAGUGGAAGGUGCCCACAGGCCUGGAAGACCCCCACGUCCCUGCGUCCCUGCUGAAGCUGUGGUACCGGGAGCUGGAGGAGCCCCUGAUCCCGCACGAGUUCUACGAGCAGUGCAUCGCGCACUACGACAGCCCCGAGGCGGCGGUGGCCGUGGUGCACGCGCUGCCCCGCAUCAACCGCAUGGUGCUGUGCUACCUCAUCCGCUUCCUGCAGGUCUUCGUGCAGCCGGCCAACGUCGCGGUCACCAAGAUGGAUGUCAGCAACCUGGCCAUGGUGAUGGCGCCCAACUGCUUGCGCUGCCAGUCCGACGACCCGCGCGUCAUCUUCGAGAACACCCGCAAGGAGAUGUCCUUCCUGCGGGUGCUCAUCCAGCACCUGGACACCAGCUUCAUGGAGGGUGUGCUGUAGCGGGGGCGCCCGGGGACAGGAGGGAUGUCCUGCCGCCCCCAGCCAGGCCGAACUCCGCACUCGCUCUCCCGGCAGAGGGGCCAGAAUCGCCCGGCCCAGCCCUGGAGCCCCCUCCACUCCCCCAGGCCCCUGGCCCCGGCGCUCCCCACGUCUUCUGCCUGGUCUGAGGGUGCAGCCAGGGCACAGCAGCGGCGGGGAGGGCGCCUCUGGCCCCCCACCUCACGGCCAGUUCCCGCGGGCACCGCCUCGCCCUCCGCUGGCCGCGGGUCAGCUCCGAGAAAGUGCCUUCUGUGUCCUGGAGCCGAGCGACGCUGCCUCCUUGGGGCCGGGCUGCCUCCCUGUGGCUCCUGCGCGCCCUGGCCUGGGCCUUGCCCAGCCGCCCCGGUCUCUCCUUCCCUUUCUCCUGUCCUCGUCCUGGCCUGCAGCUCUUCCCAGCCCCGAGAGAGCUUCCCGACCUGUCCCCGCCUCCUCUCCCUCCCUCGGCCCGUGGUCCCCAGCUGGUGACUGCUCAGGAGUUUGGGGGCUCCAGGACAGUGGGCCCGGGGCCUGGCAGGCUCUCGGUGGGUGGGGUGGGGGCCCCCAAACCAAAGUCCUCUGGGGUAGGGAGCAGGGCUGGGCAGGCAUUCUGGGGGCAGGGUGGGGGAGGGGCGAGAGUAUUUUUUUCUUCGUGUAACUGUAAAUCCAGAAUCUAUCCUGCAUCGCAGCCCACCGUGUAUAGAGAUAUAAAUAGAGGGAAAGAUAUAAGAACUAAAUUUGCUAAUGACAUAGUUUUAACCUAAAUGCUAUUUAUCUCUGAGCCGUCCCCGUCCUCCGUGCAGAGCAAGUUGAGGUCAUUCCUUCUUUUCUUCUCCGAUCUUUUUUCUUGGCUUCUGACCAAAAACCAAGCUCUACCCCAUCCCCAUCCCAGACCUGCAGGAGACGAGCGAGCGGGAAGGCGCCGGGCCCGGGACUGUCCGUUCUCGGGGCCAGAGCUGCUGGGGGACCGAGUUUGUACAUUUUCCAUUUUGGAAUUUUGAGUUCCAAUUGUUGUAAAACUUAAUUUCUCCCCAGUUUUUAUAUAUAUAUUUUUUAGAGUUCCGUUUUUAUUUAUUAAAAACAAAAGCCCCAGCCCUGCCGAGGCCUGGGCGGCGUCCUCAGUCGGGUGGUCCCGGGGCCUUUGCGGUCCCGCCCGGCUGAGACGCUCGCCCCGACGCAUGGACCCGAGAGGCGACGACACGAGUGAAUAAAGUGCACAUGGACCCUG
This is a messenger RNA of Homo sapiens (human), 5488 nucleotides long. It is a transcript of the gene ARHGAP39, whose product is annotated as Rho GTPase activating protein 39. Gene Ontology annotation, biological process: signal transduction. The record is from RefSeq and is a predicted model, not a curated record. The coding region runs from base 1372 to 4245 and encodes 957 amino acids. The transcript has 10 exons. Gene Ontology annotation, cellular component: cytoskeleton; nucleus. Lineage: Eukaryota; Metazoa; Chordata; Mammalia; Primates; Hominidae.